Molecule: messenger RNA, 1251 nt
Organism: Belonocnema kinseyi
Lineage: Eukaryota; Metazoa; Arthropoda; Insecta; Hymenoptera; Cynipidae
Exons: 1
Coding region: 1-1251 (416 amino acids)
Source: RefSeq, a predicted model, not a curated record
AUGACGCUUAAGUAUCAGAAGGGAAUUCUAAACUGCCUGAUUGGUCAGAUUUAUGCUAAUUGUUCCAACUUGAAGAAAAGAUUGAAAGAAACUUUUGAUAGUAUGCAUAGAUUAUUACCAGCUAAUAUAGUUGAAGAAUGUAGAAAUAGAGUCAAAAGUGUAGAUGCAAGUAGUUUAGUUAAAAUUGAUAAAAAUAAUGCUAGAUUCACAAAUUUGAUCUGUCAACAGGGUAAUGUACAACAACUUUACUUGAAUUUACACAGUCACUUGUAUCUAGAAUUAAAGGAUCCCUGGUUGAUUAAUAUAUCGGGCAUAAGAGUAAGUCCUGAUAGUGUUCUAGAUAUAUUGAGACUGGGGGGUGGUUUUAGUAAUGAGUUUGGGGAGAAAAAAUCAGAUCAGGUUAUUAACAUGGUGAAGUGUCUUGAAAACAAUAUGGAAAAAAUAGAUGAUCUAGAGGACAGACGGAAUGUUAGGAGAAAGUUCCUUAUAUUGUCAGUCGAGUUGAUCCGGAAGAAUAGGAGUACUACUGUGUUGAGUAAUAAGUUGAGUAGGGGACUUGCGUUGACCAGAGAAUUUUUGAGUAAUAAUGCAGAGAUAUUGAUAACAAAGGCAGAUAAGGGCAAUAUAACGGUACUAAUUAAUAGAGAUAGUAAUAAUGAAAAAAUAGAGGCAAUUUUUUGCGAUAAAAAUAGCUUCAUGUUGGUAGAGAGAGAUCCGUUGAAGACUUCUCAAAAAGCAACUUUUUUAUUACUUAAGAGGUGGCGAGAUAAGAAGUAUUUGGGUAAAAAGGCAGAUGUAGGGACUGUUAAUAUAAAUAGUACAAAUUUGGCACUAGCCUAUAGUUUAGUAAAAAUACAUAAGGAGGGCUUCCCCUUGCGUCCUGUAAUAUCGACAGUAAACAAACCCACUAGGAAACUUGAGGAAUUUAUACUGAGUAUUCUAAAAAAAUCAAUAGAUGCACCGAGAUUUUCGAUUAAAAAUAGCUUGGAAUUUAUAAGUAAGAUUCCAGAUUUUCAAGUUCCGUCAGACAGUGUAUUUGUUUCUUUUGAUGUGGUGGCCAUGUACCCAAACAUACCAAUGACUAAAGUAUUGGUGGUCUCACCGAUCUUCGCCGAUAUGGUCAUGGAGGACAUAGAGUUGGAGGUUUUGAAGAGUUUCAGCGCGAUUAUAAUUAUGAUGUACCAUUCUAUGUUCAUUACGUUAAUGACUCUUUUAUUUAUCUUGAUCGAGAUAAAGUUCAACAAGUUUUAG